Molecule: messenger RNA, 1167 nt
Organism: Lasiodiplodia theobromae
Lineage: Eukaryota; Fungi; Ascomycota; Dothideomycetes; Botryosphaeriales; Botryosphaeriaceae
Product: Terpene synthase
Exons: 9
Coding region: 1-1167 (388 amino acids)
Source: RefSeq, a predicted model, not a curated record
AUGCCUGGCCGCGUGUCCACCAGACUGGAACUCCUCUCCUCGGUCAGAGGCAACACCCUCGUCUUCCCAGACCUCUGGCAGUACUGCAGUCACUGGCCGCAGGCCGUGAACCCGGGAAUCGAUCAACUGAGGAAGGAUGUGAGCGAUUGGCUUGACAAAGCCAUUCCCUCGGAGAAGCUGCGCGAAGCUUACAAGAUUGCCGACAUCGGGCUGCUGGGUGCCUGUGUCUACCCUUUUGCGAGCUAUGACCGCUUGAGGAUCGCCGCGUUGCUGAAUAUCUGGGUCUUUAUCGUCGACGAUGAGCUCGACAUGGAAAGCGGGACGAUGGUCGACGAUCUCGAGACGUCCAACAAAUACCGUUCCGAACUCAUCGACUUCGUGCGCAGGUGCCUGGGCCUGGCGCAGGCCGCGGAUGAUGACGCCGGUAGCGAUUCCGACAGCGGGUCCAGCAACACCUCCUCUUCCGACUCCAGCAGCUGCGCCGUCAAGGACACGGCGUAUGGCCACAUUAUCCAGAGCUUUGCCAUGCUCGGUCGCGAGAUUCAGGACAAGUACAAUGUUGAUCAGAGGCAGAGACUUCUUGAUAACGUCAUCUUCUACCUGGGGAUGACGCGCGAGGAACAAUGUUCGCGGUUGGCGGGCGGUAUUCCGACGUCUGAGGAAUAUUGGAAGUUCCGUGAUGGCGCGAGCGCGGUUGAAGUGUGUCUUGCGAUGGUGGAAUACCUCGCAAAGGCGCAAGGACUCCCGAAGCAGGUCUUCGAGGACGAGGAUAUGAAAAGGCUGUGGACUCUGACGAACACGAAUGUUUCGCUUGUCAACGACGUUUUCUCGGCGAAGAAAGAACUCGCCGGAGAAUCCAUCGCAAACGCCAUUCCGAUCUGGUUCGCUGCAGCGCAGCCUGGCGAAGACCGCCUCAAAGCCGCGACCGACCGGGCCGUCGCGCUGUUCGUGCAGACGGUCGGCGAGAUCGACGAGGUCGAGCGCAAGCUCAUGCAGAGAUACGGCAACGGCGUCCUCGACGAGAAUAUGACAAAAGAGCUGCAGUGGUUCAUCAACGGGUGCAGGACGUGGUGCACCGGGAACUACUACUGGAGUUUGAGAACACCGAGGUACGGGAGGUUGGGGAAGACGGUUGGGAAGAAUGGGUGUCUUUACAUCCCGUUGUAA